AUGGAUACAUCCCGCCAAAUCACUGGAAACUUCUCACCUUCAAGAGCCAUGGACGAAGACGAGAUUGCGGUGGACCCCGACUUCCAUGAAGUCGUAAAUUCCUACGAACCGAGCGACUUUCGCUCUGAGACAUGCAGUCUGGCCUCGACCAUCUAUCGCGGGGUCAUGGAAAAUGGCAGACGGGGCCCGUCAGACGAUUUACAAUUCGAGACAUAUGAAGCAGGUCACUUGGUGGCGCUCGUCAUGGACUCAGAAGCACCCAAUCCGCUGUUGCAAGCGCCGGUCGAAAAUCCAAUGGUAUCACUGGCCCUUGCCCAAUCGUCGCGACGAAAGCUCGAUCUAACAAAGGUUAAUAAAAGCAUAUCCUCGAUAUCGGCACAGGGCGCGGAAGCUGGGCCGUCCAUUAUUCGCGGUGUUGAUCUCUAUCCGCCACCUGUAGAGUGGGUGCCACCAAACUGUCUCUUCGAGUUAGACGACGUACUUGAGGAAUGGACCUGGAAAGAGCCGUUUGAUCUCAUUCAUAUGCGGCUCAUGCUAGGCGCCUUUACACCCGCCGAAUGGGAUUCUGUCUACAAACAAUGCUACGAUAACCUCAAUCCGGGUGGUUGGCUGGAACAAAUGGAAAGUGAUUGUAACAUCCUAACCGAUGAUAAUUCGAUUCCUGAGGAUAGCAUGCUGAACUCUUGGGGAGAGAAUAUCAUCGGGUCCGCAGCAAGAUCCGGCCGCCCCGUGGAAACCGUGGAUACAAUGCGAUCCGCUAUCGAGAACGCCGGAUUUGUUGAUAUCCAUGAGAAAGUGUAUAAAUGGCCGAUCGGGAUGUGGCCCAAGGACCCCGUCCUCAAGGAGGCGGGUCGUUUAAAUCAUCAAAUGUGGAAAACCGGGCUGGAAGGAUGGGCCAUGUGGCUGCUCACAAAAUUCGGGAACCCAGAGCCAUGGACUAUGGAGCAAGUUCAUGUUUAUGUAGCUAAGGCUCGAGCCGACAUAUUGAAUCCCCAGCACCACGUCUACCACUACUCGCGAAGAAUAUGGGCUCGCAAACCCACGAAUGAAGAAAUAAUUAAACCUCAUACAACGAUGUUUGAAAGACCGUUGUCUGAGGAUCCGCUGAUGUUGUCGCCAGCGCCCGCUGAAGCGUCGGUGACCAGGGACUUAUCUACGCUGAAAAUUAGAGACGAAGAUCCCUUCUGA
Penicillium riverlandense is the source of this 1188-nucleotide messenger RNA. RefSeq lists its product as uncharacterized. The transcript has 8 exons. Lineage: Eukaryota; Fungi; Ascomycota; Eurotiomycetes; Eurotiales; Aspergillaceae. Bases 1 to 1188 code for a protein of 395 amino acids. The record is from RefSeq and is a predicted model, not a curated record.